Molecule: messenger RNA, 7430 nt
Organism: Procambarus clarkii (red swamp crayfish)
Lineage: Eukaryota; Metazoa; Arthropoda; Malacostraca; Decapoda; Cambaridae
Source: RefSeq, a predicted model, not a curated record
UGCGUGAGUGAGUGGCCGGAGCCCGCGUGUGGGGUAGCUCACGCCCCGGACAACACUGACACUCUCCCUUCCUGACGGUGUGUCCAGCGGAGUGUGUGAGUGUGUGUGCCGCCGCGUGAUCUUCCUGACCCUUCCACCGCCCCCUGAUCCCUGCCGCCACCCCGCUGUGGUGCGCCGCCCCCUUCUCCACACACUGGUCGAGCACCAGCACCACCUCCACUGGUGCUCGGGGGCCGCAGCAGCACUCUGGAGGUGGUGAGGCUGGCGGCUGGCAGCAGCAGCGAUGAUGGCGUGACAAGACCAACAUCGAUCCACCCCCGCAUACUGAGACAGACGAGAGUUACACACAGCGUGUACACCAGCAGGAGUUGUAGUAGUGAGGGGAGGCGCGUGCGGCGGUGGUGCGCCUCGCUGCAUACACCACCUGUCACAGGCGCCGCCGCUCUCAACAUGCCGCCCUCCGACCCUGCAGCAGGAGGCCGGUGGGCAGGUGAAGAGCAGGUGACUACACCUGCCAGUGCCGGCGUCCUCCUGGCUGCUGCUAGUGUCUGCCUGCUGCUGCCUGCCGGCGUCUGCCCGCCAACCCGUCAACGCCACCCAACACACCACACGCGCCGGAGGAGUGCUUGAGUACUGGCCACAUCACUGCGUGUGGCGUGAUCAAUGGUGACUCCUGGGGCCCCCACCGACCAGUGGAGUUAUGUGUCAGCGGCCGCUUGAGCGCUCGCCCCGCCAUACUUGAUAAGGCUGUAGGAAAGUGAGCAAGGCUAAACUGGGGAAAUUACAAAGCACAUAAAUAUUUCACAACACCACAACUACCUCAACUCGUUAUUUUGGCAAGGAUUUGUACCAGUUCCGUUCUCAGUGCCAUGUUGUAAAAUGAUCUCAAGUGGAUUUUAGUAAGACGCAGCAGUGUGUGUGGUGCAGUGUACCCAAGUGUCGCGAGAGAGAAUACUGAGCCCAUCAUCAGUGUAGUGAGUGUUGGAAGGGACCCAUUAUUUACUACGGAGUGGGUGUGGGCCCCUCCCAGCAUGCUUGGACCCACACCGCCCCACGCAGCCCCCCACCCACCACCCCGACACUCGGGAGCCCAUUUAUGAUUUUCGUGAGGUGAGGGCAUGCAGGCCGAUGGUCCUGGUGGACAGCGGGGCGGUGAGGGAUCAGUUGGUGGUCGCGGCCCGCUCAAAUAUGCUCUGCUGCGGCGGACGGAAGGAGGGAUCGAAUGGUGUUGGGGCGGAGCUCGCAGCCUCGCCACGACGACAGGUGGCAGGACCCUCCAGGGCCCGGGACCCCCCGAGUAUGGUCGUCCAGGGAGACUUCCGCAAGGUGAGCGGCAUCAGUACGGAGAUCUUCAGACAGAUUGAGACGGUUGAGAAUGACCACGACGCGUCCACGGCGGCCGCCCUGGACGUGGUGGAGCGACGCGGCGAAAUGGUGGUACGACUCCUGGACCCCCGCUCCCUCAGCCGCCAGGCCUACGACCAGGCCAAGCGCUUCCUCACCGCCCAGAGCACCAAGUUCAGCGUGCAGAUGGUGGAGAUCGUGAAGCGGCCGGGGCAGACGCUGGGCCUGUACAUCCGCGAGGGCAACGGCGCCGACCGGGUGGAGGGCGUCUUCAUCUCCCGCAUCGCCCUCGAGUCGCCGGUCUACAACUCCGGCUGCCUGCGGGUGGGCGACGAGAUCCUGGCGGUGAACCUGGUCGACGUGACGCGCAUGGGUCUGGACGACGUGGUUAUCAUCAUGAGCAUCCCGCGACGACUCCUGCUGACGACCAGGUCGCGUCGCGGGGGUCGUGGGGCGCCGCCUUCCCCCCAGCCCAGACACGAGCCCAAGCCUCCUCCCGUCGUGGUCAUCAAGAAGGAGUAUGAAGAAGAGCCGCUGGAAGAUUCCAACAGCAACGGGGACACGCUGCGCUUCGGUGCCAUGGGCCGGCCGCCGCCGCCGCCCUCCCGGCCGCCUCCAGGAGUGCCUCAAACUCAGGAAUCCAGAUUCAGCACACUGCCCAGGUACCGCCCGCCGGAGACCAUGUCAGCACUCCGCCACGAGGAGCCGCUGAUCUACUACAGCACCCGGGGAAUGCCGGGUAAGGGGCCUUUUGGCGUGCCGCAGCCUGCGCCCCCUGGUGGCCCUCCUGGGAUUAUUGGGGGCCCCAUUGGCCCGCACGCCACCCAUCCAGGGUACCAGCCUAGGAGUUCCCGCCAGACGGGGCUGCCCGGAGCCGCGAUCCAGCCUUACGGUCCCCCGCCCCGAGCGCCUCUGGGCUCGGACAUCGAGCGUUACUACCAGCCGCCUCCGCCCGUCAUCACCGAGCAGCCGCGACCGCAGCAGCAGCAGCACUUCACGCCCUACGAGCGCUCGUAUCCCAAGACGCUGGAGUCGCUGGCGGAACGCGUGCACUCCUUCUACGGGCCGCCGCCGGGGGAGCUGGUGGACCCGGCCCUCAUGGUGGGCCAAGCCCAGGGGCGCCAGAUGCGGCCGCAGGAGCCACCGAUGUACGGGACCCUGGGCCGCAGCAGCGUGGGGCGGCCCAGGCUGGCCCGCACCCUCAGCGACCAGCGCCUGCCAGCAACGGAGCGCGAAAGCCUUAGCGACUACGAGGGCACGGGGCCCUCAGCCCGCCGCCACAAGGCCGCCACGCUCCAGUACCCGUCGGGGGCCCAGGUGACGGACCGGGCCACACUGGAGCGCUACCAGGAAACCAUGCGCCGCUUGAGCGCCCUGCGGCAGAGGACGCGCUCCGUGGACUACGCCAGCGACACGGAGGUGACCUUGCCCAGGUCGUCGCUGCUGGCACGGGCGAGGGGCGCCCACCACACCGGGGCGGGCGGGGGCACGGCCGCUGCCCGCUCCAACUCCCUGCCCCGGCACUCCUCCCGCCACCGCGGAGCCUCCCAUGUGAGGUUCGAGGCUCGCGGGGGCCCAGCGGUGAGCGAGGACGAGAGCGACGGUGCCGUUAGUGCCCCAGAGAUGCCCACGGGCACCGAGAGAGCGAGGCGAGCGCGGCUUCCCUCCUCGCCCUCCAUCUUCACCUCUGACGAGUACCGGGCCUGGAUGAGCCGGGCGCCCUCCACCAGCGCCAUCUACGAGCGGAUACGACAGUCACACGAGACCCUCCGCUCCCAGCGCGGCGGACUGCGGUUCACGUACAGCGCCGAGAACCUCACUGAGAAGACCAGAGAGGAGGCGCCGUACUACAUGCAGCGGCUGCACCUGGGCGUGGGCGGCGUGGGCAGCGCGUCCCGGCAGCUGGGUAGGCUGGAGACGCCGUCCCGACGGGUGAGGGCGGCGCUGGAGGAGGCGCGGGGGGUGCCGCAUCCGUCACCCACCCGCGGCAGACCCGCCCUCAGACUCAUCGACAUCAAUCCUGCAGAGUUCCUGAAGUACAAAGUAGGCGUGGGGAACAUGGGCGGCGUGAGCGAGGGCGUGUCGGGGAUGCUAUGGGUGCACCUGUUGGCCGGCCGAGGCCUCAAGGCCGCCGGCCGCUCCGAGUUCCGGGACCUGUACUGCGUGCUGGAGUGCGACCGCGUGCACAAGGCCCGCACCGUCGUCAGAACCGGAGACCUCAACUUCGACUGGGACGAGACCUUCGAUCUCGACCUUAUAAAUAACAAAGAAUUAGACUUUUUAAUAUAUUCGUGGGAUCCACAAUUUAGGCAUAAACUAUGUUAUAAAGGUUCGGUACAUCUAGUGAGUUUACUUAAGGAAUCUCCGCUGCAUCAGCUAGCACUAAAGAUAGAGCCUCGGGGCACGUUAUACCUCAAGCUACGCUACACUCCGCCUCGACAGGCCUUCCUACGGACACCCGGGGUGCGCAAGAACUCCCUUUUUGGGCUGGACCUGGACUCUGUGUCGAACCGUGAGAGUGGCGGCGGGACGGUGCCUCUAAUUAUCGCGCGCUGUGUGGCUGAAGUGGAGCGCCGUGGCCUAGACAUCAUAGGCCUCUACCGCCUCUGUGGCUCGGCCACCAAAAAACGCCUCCUCAGGGAUGCUUUUGAGAGGAAUCCCAGGCUAGUCGACCUCUCCUCUGACAACGUUCCUGACAUUAAUGUCAUCACAGGCAUCUUGAAGGACUACCUCCGGGAACUGCCGGAGCCGCUCUUCACAAAGUGUCUGUACCAGAUGCUGGUGGACGCGCUCACCGUCAUGCUGCCUGACGACCCUCAGGGCAACGCUAAGCUUAUGUUCUCCAUUCUCGACUGUCUCCCCAAGGUCAACAGGAUGACGUUGUUCCUGCUGAUGGACCACCUGCGGCUGGUGGCCAGUCAGUCGGAGCGCAACAAGAUGACCACCCAGAACUUGGCCAUCUGCUUCGGGCCGGUGCUGAUGCUUCAGAGCGAGGGGGAGGACCCCAUGGACUUCCAUCAGCCUAUUAGUAUUCUCAAGUUCCUCCUCGACCUCUGGCCGUCUAAGUCAGCUCGGGAAGCGGAAGCAGCGAAUGCUCGGAGUGCGCGGCCUUCACAUCUGGACUCGGGGAGGCGGAAGGUCGGGGGCCCCGGCAGCCGCAUGACCACGCCCAGGACCACGCCCAGGACCACGCCCACCACCCAGUCCCCGGGCUCAGAGAGCGACUCCUCCCCGAAUCCUCCUGUUAACCUCCGCUCCAAGCUAGUCUUGGGCGCCAUGGCUACCACCACCGCCAGUGGGGAAGCUGGAGGCGGAGCAGCUAGCGGACCCUCCGCUCCGGGCUCCACCUCCACCACCUCCACCCCCACUUCUUCCAUCACAUCCCCGCCAUCCACCACCGCCGCCCCCACCAACUCCCUGCCAGCCGGGGUGUCGGAGGCGGCGUCAACCCUCACUGCCACCCGCGGCCUCGACCCAGAGACAGAGACCGAGGAGGACAAGGACGAGGCCGGCACGGCAUCCAGCUGAGGUCCUCAGUCUCCUAGCUAAGGCCUGGACGACAACCUCCUGGUCAGGAAACUAAAGUCCUGAUGUCACUUCCUGAGAUUGACGCCAGCCGAGGCACUGAUGUCGUAGGUUUAUAUGUUGAUAUUGCUGUUAACCUGAUGUCGUUCCUCAAGGGGCCGUGAACACCGUCCAGGGCCCUGCUGAUGCUGGCUGCGGGCAAGUUGACAUAGAUAAGGCCCUGAUAUCUUUGCAUAAGGCCUAAUAGCACAAGUUGCAACCCGGAGGACAUCAGCUGAAGCCCUCAACUCACCCUUGUUGUGGGCAUGACAUCACCAGCCCCUAUACCUCUAGUGGCCGGAUGCUGUUAUGAACGCGUCAGGAAGUCCCCUGGGAAGCGAGGUUUCCCCUCACUUGAACCCCUGGAGGUGAUGCAGGAGACCACGUGACUUGCCCCUGUGCACCUGGAGGUGAGGCAAGAGACCACGUGACGUGCCCUUGCACCCCUGGAGGUGAGGCAGGAGACCAUGUGACGUGCCCCCUGUACCCCUCAGACUGUGGCUCAGUGCCGCCCUCGGCCCCAGCCUCAGGGUCGAGACCAUUGCGGGACUUAUGCAACUCGUGUUACAAAUCACUGCCACGAACCUUUAGUUAUUAUAUUAUCUCUCUGUGGAGAUGUCGAAUUUUAUCAGUAGGUAACUGCCAAGAGCUUGUAGCAAGUGGGAGUGUGGCAGCUUGUCGACCGUCUGGGCACCGCUGCCCUCUAGUCAGUGGGAGUGUGGCAUCGUGUCGACUGUCUGGGCACAGCUGCCCUUUAGUCAGUGGGAGUGUGGCAUCGUGUCGACUGUCUGGGCACAGCUGCCCUUUAGUCAGUGGGAGUGUGGCAUCGUGUCGAUCGUCUGGGCACCGCUGCCCUCUAGUCAGUGGGAGUGUGGCAUCGUGUCGACCGUCUGGGCACCGCUGCCCUCUAGUCAGUGGGAGUGUGGCAUCGUGUCGAUCGUCUGGGCACCGCUGCCCCUAGUCAGUGGGAGUGUGGCAUCGUGUCGACCGUCUGGGCACCGCUGCCCUCUAGUCAGUAGGAGUGUGGCAUCGUGUCGACCGUCUGGGCACCGCUGCCCUCUAGUCAGUGGGAGUGUGGCAUCGUGUCGACCGUCUGGGCACCGCUGCCCAUGCUACCCUCUAGUGGUGAUGAGAGUAUCGGCAUGGCGGUGCUAACUACUUGCCAGAUGGCUUCCAUUUCCCUCACGCCCAACAUUAGUAUUUCAUGCAGACUGUGAAGUCGAUUGCCAGGCGUCGGUUACGCUACCAAAACGCUGUAGUCGUGCUGAGAGCUUGUCUCCACUGCUGUGAUUCUUCCCGGUGACACUUAUGGUUAGCCAUGGUGAUCAUGGUUGUUGCUGGUUACUGGUGGUUGAUACUGACACUGGUAGUCGCUACUGGUAUUGGUGUUUGACACUGGUAAUUGUGCUCAUGUCUGGUACUUGAGCUAAUGACUAGCGAAGGUUAUAUCUGGUGCUGGAGGACGACCUUGCUUCUGGUGUCUGGUACUGUAAGUCGUCCCUGGUCUUGAUAUCUGGUACUGUGGGCAUUCUGAUCUUAGUAUCCGGAACUUUGGGGGUCCUCCCUGCUCCUAGUAUCUGGUAGUUUGGGUCGUCCCCUGGUUCUGGUAUCUUGUAUCAGAGAUUCUCCAUAUAGUGUUGAUAUCUAGCACUGGCGGUCGUCCCUGAUACUUGUGUAAGGUACUGGGCGUCAUCCCUGGUAUCUGGUACUUGUGGUUAUUACUGUUAUUGGUGUCUUGCAUUUAAAGCCCAUCCUGGUUCAGGUGCCAAGUACUGGGAGGGGGGGGACACAAGUAGUUAAAGUGCUUAGUACUUGUGCAUGGCAAGUCAGUCUUAGAGCUGGCUCCUACCUCACAAGAUCGUCCCUGGCACCAUUACAGGUACCUGGUACCGGAGGCCACCUCUUGCACUCGGAGGUCGUCCCUGGAGGCAGAUACUACUAGUAGUAGUAGUAGAAGCAGAGUCUGGCACUGGUAUGGCCGAAUCAGUGGCACUGUUUCGCCAGAGCUACUGCCUGCCGGUGCGCGGGGGUGAAACCCCGACUGACUCGGUCGUCUCCUCAGACUGCAUGCUGUGUGAGCGUUGGUGCUUUGUCUCUUCAACUGCCUUUCAGACGUGUGAGUGUGUGAGUGUGUGUGUGUGUGUGAGUGUGUGUGUGUGUGUGUGUGUGUGUGUGUGUGUGUGUGUGUGUGUGUGUGUGUGUGUGUGUGUGUGUGUGUGUGUGUGUGUGUGUGUGUGUGUUUUUCUGUCUCGCGAGGAAAUAGUUGGAUAAUUCUGGGGGGGCAGGACGGUGCCAUAGUCUCGAGAGAAUGCUUGACGUUAACAGGGUCUUUAAAAUUUUCUUGCUGUGCUGUCAUUGUAACGAUAAAGUAGUCUUUCAAGAAGCAUUUCACCAUUUUGUAUUCCAGAAAUUUAAUACAGACAUACAAGCUAUUCUGAAACAUAUGCCUUCAAUUUUUAAUCGUGUGUAUGAGAUAAGAUACAUAUGUGAUUUUAUAUAUUAUAUAAGUAUGUAUAUGUAUA